CUCUACGAAUUGAACUUCAAUUUCAGGCCAUGUCGGCAAAGUCCGGCGAACCCACUGCUAUCGCCGGCGGCGAUGGUGAAGCCACGGGGAACUCAGAAGGAGGAACCACCGUGGCUCUGCAGAAGAAACGGCUGAGAAGGGUGAGCUUUGCGGAAAAUACCUCAGUGCGAUUCUUUGACCGCGAUGACGACGAAAAUGAGACGCCGGAGGCACUGGAAGAAUCGGCUAGCAAGGUUGGUAAUAAUAAUGAUAGUGAAGAGAUAAUUGAGCUCCUAGGGUUCCGUCAACUGGUGAAAUCAAAAGGCGGCGGUGAAGAAGAUAGAGAAGAUGGAGACCGGCAGAGUGAUGAUGAGGAGCGUGUUGAUAUGCGUAGGUCGUUUUUGAGGCCGGUUGAAUCGCCUUCUUCAGAAAGUGGUUUUGGUUCGGCCACCUCCAAUGACGAAGAUAAUUUUUUUGGUCCUGUUUCCGCCAGUUUUAUAAGGCCUGACCGUUUAUCAGACUCUGGAGCUUCAGAUCUCAAUCAUGAUGUUACCAUGGAUUCAACUGCAUUCUCCAUGCAUUUCCGGAGCUUGGCUAGGUCAGAUUCAGGAAUUGACUUAAAGACACCCACAGAAUCUCACUUAUCCUUUGAGGAGAAGACACCAACGCAGACUAACAUAGGAAGUUCAAUGGAAAUUACAGUGCCCAAAAAGUUAAUUUCCCUGUCUUCCUCGCCUAUUGUGAAUGAAGGUGGUGGUAGUAGCAGUUCAAGUGAUAUGAGUCUUGUUGGCGGGAGCCCUGCUAGCUACGAUUAUGGGAGACUUUCACCUGCAUUGGAUGCUCUUUUGGGAGAAGGAAGCAAGAAUUUGAAUAUGAUUUCUGACUCUGACAUUGAUGUUGUUUCAGGGUCACGUGGUAACUAUGGAAGUAAGUUUUUCCCAGAAAGAGAGAAUGGGGAUAUCUUUGUGGAUGUAACUAAGAAUGGAAAGGCGGUUUCUAAAGGAGCAGGUGAAGCAAAUAGUAGGUUACCAAUCUCUCCUGUUGCUCAUGCAACACCAGCUUCGGAUAUUUUGAUUGAUAAAACAAAAUUUUCCCCAAACAAGUUAAUUAAAGAGAGAACUUUUCGACCAGUAAUGGAUGAUAAACUUGGUCAAGCAGAUGGGCAUAUUCAAAAUGAAUCUCCUUUGGUUGAUUUCAUAUCUUCGCCUGCCAAACGAAGAGAAGCACUUACAAGUUGUGCUUCACCACUCAAAAGUAUGUCAGCACUGACUCCUCAAGAAGAAAGAAGUUCUUUUCGAGGUACUGAAAUCAUAAAACAAGAUAGUACAUCAUCCAUCCAGAAAAGCAUUUCCAAGCUAAGAUUACUUGAAGCUUCUCCCUUCGCUUUUCUUGGAGCUGAAAAACGAAAUAUUAAGCCACAUAAUAUUACAGAUUCUUAUCCUUUCAACAUCCUUUCAGAGAAAGAGAUGAAUAAUUUUCAGAUGAAGGAAUUGUCUGCAUCUUCCACAGACACUGAGAGCCAACUCUUAAGGGAUUCUCUUGGGGAAGGGGCACAAGUAAGUAAUUUUAACAUAAAAAAUAAUCAAAUCGAGGAUUCAGGUGGAGGAAAUAUGCCUCAAACUGAAGAAGUUAAUGUAGUUGCUAUUUCACCCUCUCAGCUAAUUUGUCCUGGAAAGGAGAUGGAGCAUGAUUUAUUCAGGUCAAAAGAUCCAAAUGAUGAUGUACUUGUAACCGCUGGAAUUGAUUCUUCUUCAGCUGAGACCACUCUUGAUUAUAUUCGAGCGAAGAAUUUAACUGGUACACCUCAAAUAUCUGUUCCUUGUCCAGAUAAAGGGGUACAAAAGAAGUUGACAGCGUCGCCAGAACUUCUGAAGCUAUCUAAAGAUUUAGUGCUGCAUGAUCGAUUUGUCAAACUUAAAAACUUUUCCCCAGGUCGAAACUUAUCUCUACAAGGAAGUGCUCUUGAUGAAAAUCUUUUUACUGAACCUCUUGGCAGAUCAGGUUAUUUCUCGAUUGGGAGGGAAGUUCAUCCUAGCUCACCUGCUUCUGCAGUCUGCAUUUCCAAUCUAAUUGAAGUUAACUCAACAGUUGCCAAAAAUGGUAAUGAUGAUGAUGGGAAUGUAGGUACUGGAGUGACCGAAAGAUCCCAGUUUCUUCAUAAUAGGGAACUGGAUGGAAAUCUCCAAUUUGGCAUUGGUCUCUCCAGGUCUUCAAGUGAGCUACAUGGGGGUGAACCAGAAGAUGUUUCUAAUGUCUCUUCGGUGCCAUCUGUUUGGAGGAAUUUGAAGGAGUUAACAUUUCCAAAGAAUUUGUUGGACUCAUUGACGCCAAGUCCUGCAAGGAAGGCGUUCGAGAUAGUGGGGAGGGAUAAUACAUGUGAGCAUCCUGUGGAAGAUGUUUUGUUUCCCACAUCCAAUCAAAUGAAAUCUUCUCUUAAAAGAAGGAAUAGAGUAAUUGACUUUGAGGAUAGACAACAUAGAAAUGAAGUGGCUCCAGAGCUGAGGAGUCCAAAACUUCUGAAAGUGGGGUGUAAAGAUGUGGAAAUGCGUGGAUAUACUAGUGAAAAUUUUGGAGAAAGAUCUGUUGAAGCAUCAAAGCAUUGGACUGAUAUAUAUUCAAAAUUUUCACAUGAUGCAGAACGAUUGUUCACGCUUUCCAAGGAUAAGCUUAAUCUUUCAGUGAUUGAUUUGCUGGAAGGGUUUUUGUUUCAAUUGAAGAAGUUAAAGAUGUACGAGAUGGUUGGCACUGGAAUCUUUACUCAGAAAACAUCUGUUCGUCUUGACCAGCAAACUGAAAGAGCUGGUGGAACAAGAAUGUUAUUGCAUCAAAUCCUGCAUGAAAGGUCAAAACUACAGCUCAUGCGUGCUAAGCAGCAGAGGUUAUUGGGAAAGUUACAAAAAUUGAGCCAGGGAAAUCAGGAGUCUCAAAUGUUGAAACAAAAUUUUUUGUCCCAGUUGAGGAGAGGUGCCCAAGCUGACAUCCUUGGCCUUCAAAAUUUUGUUCAUGUGAAGCAGAGGGAUGAGGUGACAUGUGAAAAAGUGGCAGCAAUCAAGCAGGCUUUAGAAUCAUUGGAUAGAAAGAAAGCUAAGUUUACCAAAGCACUUCAGAGUUCUUGUAAGAUUAAGGGAGAACUUAGCUGUGUUGACAGUGUUAGUUUAGUUAAUGAUCAUUUGAUGAAGGAAUCACGUCAUAGGUUUAUUCGUCAAGACAUGCAGAUGUGGGUUGUUGAUGAUGUGCAGAGUAAGAGUGGGCAUCAUGAUAUUGCUCUCAACUACCUUGAUCUAAUCAUUCAGAGGGUGCAACUUACUGUUGGUACAGUGAAAAGCAUUGUCAUCUCCAAUAAAGUGGAUGAUGCAAAAAUUAGGAAGAUUUUCCCAAAUAUGGAUGCUUGCAAAGCGUUUUCAGUUGUCCUAAAUGCUGAGAGCACACGGAAGUAUUUUGGUUGUAGAAGUCUGGCACAAGAAAUACAAGUAACUAGUUCACUUCUUGGUAAUUUGGUGGAUGUGGUUCGGGAGCUGCAGAUGGCUCAGAUAGAACUUCGUAAUCUGACUGAUAUAUCAUUUCAUUGUCCAUUAGUUGGGCAGCUGAAUUUGCAUCUUUCUUUCUUCAGUUUUAAGAGUGGAAAGAAAGUUUCCUUGAUAUUUAACAUGUCUAGUUUGAAUCGGGGUGUAUACCCAUCAGAUAUCCUACCUUCACAGUUAACAGCAUUUAAAGGGAUGAAUAAUACAUCAGGUGAUCCUAUCAUAGGUGAAAUUAGAGAUGCUUUCAAAAGCCUUAGAGCUGGAUACAUGAGAAUUAUACGGCUAUGCCGGUGCAUUUCCCUGGUUGUUCAAGGCUGAAACAAGUGAAAUUCCUUUGAUGAGGAAAAAAUGUGAAGAAUUUAUUAGCUUGGCCGCAUGGGGAAUCCAAUGGGUUAGCAUCUCAACUGUAUAUUGCACCUAUAAGGUCAUUUGAGAUUAUACUGGACAAGGGCCAUACGUAUGCGAAGACUUGCCCAAAGAUAACAAUGGGACAAAGUGGCAGUUAAGGGAGCUUCAAUCCUUCCCAGAGUUCAGCCGGAGGAGAGAUCAAGACGUGUAAUUUUGCUUAUGCAGCUAAUUCUUUCGAAAAGCUGCAGAAAAGCUUAGGAUUUUUGUUUAUUUGCAUCAUGUUUGACUACAAUCUAUGAUGGUGAAGCGGCGAUUCCUUCUGAUUUGUUACCUUAUGUGCUAUUAUAGGGACUUUUUAAAGCUGUUUUAGUGUUAGUUUGUGGAUUAAUUCAGGGUGCAGUUGAAUGGAGUAGGAUGUAACUCGUAAGGUAUGCAUUUUUUGCUUUUGUCUCUACUCGCAAACAUACUUGGAUCUGCAAUCCAAACACCUUCCUGAGAUAGCACAAUUCACCUCGGUUUUGCGAUCCGAAAGUGUUUUCAUCGAAUGUUUUAUAGGUCGCUCAUGUAUUUACCAGAACGAAAUGACUGCAUGAAUGUAUCUCUUUGUUCUUAAUGAUAUAAACAUUUAAGACAUGUUUA
This is a messenger RNA of Coffea eugenioides, 4487 nucleotides long. RefSeq lists its product as uncharacterized. NCBI's taxonomy places the organism in Eukaryota, Viridiplantae, Streptophyta, Magnoliopsida, Gentianales, Rubiaceae. Bases 30 to 3818 code for a protein of 1262 amino acids. The transcript is spliced from 15 exons. The record is from RefSeq and is a predicted model, not a curated record.